AUGGCGACUCCCGACGACUGCGCCGCCAGCUGGCUUCUGUACCUUUCGCUCGCCGCCAAAUGCGGCGGCGAUCACCCCGGCCGCCUCGCCGGCCUCCUCGCGGUCUGCGCCGCCGCCUUCGCACUCACCUGCCUCCUGCACUGGUGCUUCCCCGGCGGGCCGGCCUGGGGCAGGUGGUGGCUCACCCGCCGCCUCAAGGGCUCCCUCGUCUCGGGGCCCAGGGGCUUGCCGCUGAUCGGCAGCAUGUGGCUCAUGACCGGCCUCGCCCACCGCAAGCUUGCCGCCGAGGCCUCGCGCCUGGGCGGCCGUGCUAAGAGGCUGAUGGCCUUCUCCCUCGGCGAGACGCGCAUGGUGGUCGCCGCGCACCCGGACGUGGCUAGGGAGAUCCUCUACAGCCCGGCCUUCGCCGACCGCCCCAUCAAGGAGUCGGCGUACGGGCUCUUGUUCCACCGCGCCAUCGGCUUCGCGCCCCACGGCGCGUACUGGCGCGCGCUCCGCCGCGUCGCCUCCACGCACCUCUUCUCCCCGUGGCAGGUCACCGCGUCAGCUCCCCAGCGCGCUGUGAUCGCGCACCAGAUGGUCGCAGCCCUCGCUAGCGCCGGCGCCGGCGUCGAGGUCCGGCGCGUGCUGCGGCGCGCGUCGCUGCACAACGUGAUGUGGUCCGUGUUCGGCCGCCGCUACGACCUGGGCACCGGCAAGGAGAGCGAGGAGGUCCGCGAGCUGAGCCACCUGGUGGACGAAGGCUACGACCUGCUGGGCCAGCUCAACUGGUCCGACCACCUCCCCUGGCUGGCCCGCUUCGACCCGCAGGGCACACGCGCCCGGUGCUCCCGUCUCGUCCCCCUCGUGAACAGCUUCGUCGGCCGCAUCAUCGACGACCACCGCUCCGCCGCUCCGUCCGCCGCCGUCAAGGACUUCACCGACGUCCUGCUCUCCCUCCAGGGCGGCGACAGGCUCGCCGACGCCGACAUGAUCGCGGUGCUCUGGGAGAUGGUGUUCCGCGGGACCGACACAGUGGCGGUGCUGAUGGAGUGGGUGCUGGCCCGGCUGGUGCUGCACCCGGACGUGCAGGCGCGGGUGCACGAGGAGCUGGACCGCGCGGUGGGGCCCGACCGCGCCGUGACCGAGUCCGAUGCCGCCUCCCUCCCCUACCUCCACGCCGUCAUCAAGGAGACACUCCGCGUUCACCCGCCCGGCCCGCUGCUCUCCUGGGCCCGCCUCGCCACCUCGGACAUUCACGUUGACGGGUUCCUCAUCCCCGCUGGCACCACAGCCAUGGUGAACAUGUGGGCCAUAACCCACGACCCCGACGUGUGGGCCGAGCCGGACGAGUUCCGCCCGGAGCGGUUCGUCGCCGGACAGCCGGCCGCCGAGCUCUCCGUCAUGGGGUCAGACCUCCGCCUGGCGCCGUUCGGGGCCGGGCGGAGGAGCUGCCCCGGGAAGAGCCUGGCGAUGGCGACGGUGGCGUUCUGGCUGGCGACGCUGCUGCACGAGCUGGAGUUCCUGCCCUCCCCCGACCCGGCGCGCGGCGUCAACCUGGGGGAGACCCUGAGGCUGUCGUGCGAGAUGGCGGCCCCGCUGGCCGUGACGCCGAGGCCGCGACGCCCGGCGGCGUGA
Triticum turgidum subsp. durum (durum wheat) is the source of this 1617-nucleotide messenger RNA. NCBI's taxonomy places the organism in Eukaryota, Viridiplantae, Streptophyta, Magnoliopsida, Poales, Poaceae. The record is from the annotation of a GenBank genome assembly.